Messenger RNA from Aspergillus steynii IBT 23096, 2616 nucleotides. RefSeq names its product mRNA-binding ubiquitin-specific protease UBP3. Lineage: Eukaryota; Fungi; Ascomycota; Eurotiomycetes; Eurotiales; Aspergillaceae. Gene Ontology annotation, molecular function: cysteine-type deubiquitinase activity; cysteine-type endopeptidase activity. Gene Ontology annotation, biological process: protein deubiquitination. The record is from RefSeq and is a predicted model, not a curated record. Gene Ontology annotation, cellular component: cytosol; nucleus. The coding region runs from base 1 to 2616 and encodes 871 amino acids. The transcript is spliced from 5 exons.
AUGCCCCAUGGGCAGCCACCCUUGCCCGCUUCUCGAAGACAGCAAGACAUGUACACGACAGGGCCUCCCAAUAUGCGCUCGCCUCCCGCAUACAUGGGAUAUCCUCCCCAUAUGAACGGCCAGUUCCCUCCCGCCUACUCGCCGCAGCAGUACCCCCAUUGGUACCAUCCGACGGCAGCGCCGCCGUAUCCUCAGAUCCAGCCACCUCCCCGUCCGUUCCAGCCUCCCUAUGCACCGAUGUUUGUUUCGUCAUACCCUCCUGCGCAGCCGGUCAUGGCUCCCGCCCACAUGCCCCCUCCGUCACUUCCCAUGCAGCCCAGGACCGCGACCCCCCUUCAGUCUACCAUGUCGCCUCCUGUUGGCCCGGCGCCUGCUCCGUUCGGCAUGCAAGCGCAGUCUCCGGCCAUUCUUCCAGUCCAUCCGGCACCGAGCCCUGCCAUACCCUCGCCGUCCGUCCCGCCCACGGAGAAGGCUGCUCCGGCUCCGGCUCCGGCUCCGGAACCCAAAGAGCCAUACCAUCCGCCCCUUCCCUGGCUCUCUGUUCCUGAACACCCGUUUCCCGCCAGAGUUCCCCGUCGGCGCCGGAAAGACCGGUUGCUGCAGUCUUCGGCAGCUUCGGUCGAGCUGCCUUCGAAAGACGUUCCUCAACGGGCCCCCGUUGACACUGGCGACCGGAAACCCGUCGAGUCGCAUUCGCAGACGCCAUCCGAGGCGCAGUCUCCAACUCUGUCCGUAGCCCCUUCGGCUGCUGCGAAUUCUACGCAGCCGACUACGCCGUCCUCGGCGGUUCACCCCGCUGCACGUCCCCAGUCACAAUCUAAAGGGUCCAAGUCGGGGGCCUCCGUGGUGCCCGUCGUUCCAGUCGUUUCGAGUGUCACCACUGCGCGCCAAGGAAACAAGGAGGAAGCCAGUCGUUCCGCCGAAGCUGGAGCAAAGUCAUCUGAAGGCGUCGCCACGGAUGAGACCAGCGUGACUGCCCCCGAGCACGCGUCCGAAAAGGCUAGCUCCGAGGAGACAGCCAAGCCAACCUCGCCUCCGGCACCGAAAUCAUGGGCAGACCUCGUUCGCUCCAAGGCACUUGCUAAAGGUGCGGCCGCGUCGGGUGCUCCAUCUGCCGUGUCAAACGGCGUUGUCAAGCCCAAAAGCGAGUCGCUUGCGGAUGUCUUGACGAGUCUUGGAGAUGAUGUCUCUCAGUACAGCGAUAAAGUUGCUUUUCUUGAACCCAGAGGACUUGUAAAUACUGGGAACAUGUGUUAUAUGAAUUCUGUACUUCAAAUUCUGGUUUCGUGCGUUCCUUUCUAUCAGUUUUUGGAUCAUAUCGGACGAAGAGCGUCGCAUAGCUUCCACAGCGAUUUCCCAUUGGUUGAUGCUAUGAUUAUGUUCAUGAGAGAAUUCCGCAUUAUUGACGCUGCUCAAUCAGAGGAGCAGUUGAAACUACGACUGAAGCCAAAUGAGCUGGAAGAGUACGGCGAUGCUUUUAUUCCGGAGUUUGUUUAUCAAGUAAUUCGACAGCUUCCACGCUUCCGGGAUAUGCGACGUGGCCACCAGCAAGAUGCCCAAGAAUUCCUAGGCUUUUUGUUGGAAGAGAUGCACGAAGAAUGUGCCCGUGCUGCUAAAGAUGCUUCUUUUGCACCCGAUGGAUCGGCCGACCCUUCGAAUGAAGAAUCCUCGGCCGCGGACGGAGAGCCUGCAGACGGCUGGAUGGAAGUUGGUCACAAACAGAAGCCGGCAGUUACGCGAUCAUCUGGUCACAUCUCCCAGGAAUCCCCCAUGACCAAGAUCUUUGGCGGCAGAAUCCGAUCUGAAUUCAGGGUUCCUGGCAACAAGACCUCUGUGACCCUGGAGCCUUACCAACCGCUUCAGCUGGACAUCGGCUCCCCCGAGAUCAACAACAUCGUCGACGCUCUUAAGGGCCUGACCAAGCCAGAAAGCAUUCAGGGUGACUUCAACUCGUCGCGAGGCUCCAACGUGACCGCUACGAAGCAAAUCUUCAUCGAGGACCUGCCGCCCGUGCUGAUCCUCCACCUCAAGCGUUUCCAAUACGACAGCGUGACCAAUGGGACCCAGAAGAUCUGGAAGAAAAUCGGGUACCCCCUGGACUUGGAAAUUCCGCGUGAGGUCUUUCCUCCCAAUAGACGCAAUAUCAUGAUGAGUCAGGGCGGUCUUCCCAAGUACCGACUGAUUGGGGUUAUCUAUCACCACGGCAAGAAUGCCAGCGGCGGACAUUACACUGUUGAUGUUCGUCGCCAGGAGGGUCGCGAAUGGAUUCGUCUGGACGACACCGUCAUUCGUCGUGUUCGGGGCGAAGACGUUGCCGAGGCUGGUGGUGAAGAAGAUCCCAAGGUGCUCGCGGCGGCGCUUGAGCAGCACAAGCACGAGAAGGAUCCCAAUGCGAAUAUAUUCGAUCAUAUCGAUGAUCUGGAACAAUCCGACAACGAAAGAGGCUGGAGCCAAGUCAACGGAACCGGCUCCAGUGGCCACGCCAGCAAAAAGUCCACCUCGGCAGUCAACGGAAACCCAUCUGGGCCAUCUUCUGGCGUGCGCACGCCUCUUGGCCGAUACGGCUCUCGAGACAACAAGGUGGCAUACCUGCUGUUUUACCAGCGCAUUGCCUGA